AUAUAACAAAAUGCUUGAUUUGAAAGUAUUAAAAUUAUUGAUUUUAUGUAUGUGCUUCCAAUCCAGCUUGGCCCGCUCCUGGCCUCAAAAAAACAUUAACCGUAAACUGUUGCAGACCAUGAAAAGUUUCAUGCAAUUCCAUGUAAAUCCCUGUGAAGAUUUCUAUCGAUAUGCCUGCGGCAAUUGGGAAAAUUUACUGCCCCAUAACAUAGACUAUUUGGAUACCAUUGGCAGUUUGGAGUACGAAAUCAAUCGCAAACUAAAGGACAUAAUUGAGCAAAGAAUUUUGAAACACAAAAAGGAAACCCAUCAAAUUUACCACAAAGUAAGAACAUAUUAUGAAAGCUGUAAGCAACAGCAACAAUUUUAUGCCAAAGAGUAUUUAAGAAUAAUAAAACCCACCGAGGAGGAUCAAUGGCCAGCAGCAGAUGACUUGUGGUUGCCUGAAAAGAACUGGAAUAUUUGGACUUCUUUGGGCCGUCUGCAGGCAGUGGGUUUCAAUGGUUUCCUAAUAACCCUGGAUAUGAAAAAUCGCAAUGCCACACAUUUUCAUGUGCACAUGGAUAAACUGCAGGAGUUGGGUUUCACCGGCUAUGAGCAGACACUUUUAGAUGAAAUGGAUAAUUCUUUGAAUAAAAAAUCGCGUCUAUUGUCACAAAAUAUCCAAAGUUUUAUAAGGAAAUUGGCUGCUUUGCAUAAAACCCACAACCUUAACUAUGCUGAGGAAAUGAGAGUGGAGGAACUACAACGUAAAGUGUGGCAAUUGGAUUUCAAAGGCUAUUUCUCUGCCAUAUUGGGAGCAAAUUCCCUGGAACAUUUGCCUUUGGUAGUGGCAAAUUUGGACUAUUUUCGCAAGCUAGGUGAUUUGGUGCAAAAGACCUCAUCGGAGACUUUAAUACACAGCUUGAAAUUAAAGUUUUUGGGUUUUUUGGAAAAACAAAUGCCCCGAUCUAGCUCGCCCUUAAAGUGUCUGCAGCAUAUGCGUGAUUUAGUGCCUCUGGCCAUGGAUUAUAUAUACGAACAGGAAUUCUAUCAAUAUAAACGCAACGCCAGUGACUUGGUCAUACAAAAACUAUUCAAAACCAUGCAGCAGAAAUUUGCCCAUAUUAUAACCGAACAUUCACAGGAGUUGUCUAACGAGGAAAUGGAAUUUCUCUUGCAAAAGAUCCAUUUAAUGAAACUAAAUAUUGGCAAUUUGCCCUUAGACACAGAUGAUAGCUAUUAUCAUGAAUAUUUUGCUUCCUGGGAGGUGUUUGAGGAACUUUUCUAUUGGAAUCAUUUAAAUGCUUUGCAGCAUCAGCGCACCGAAAGAUUUAGCAUGUUAAACUUGCAAUGGUUUACUCCCAUACACACCUACUUCCAUUGGCCCUUUGGUUCACCCGCCUAUCAACCCUCUGCCAAUCUUUUAAUAAUACCUCAUACCUAUCUGCAAUAUCCCAUAUUUCAGGCCGACUUCCAUGAGCUGUUCCUCUAUGCCGAAUUGGGCAAUACUUUGGGCCAUGAAAUGUUGCACGCCUUCGAUACCAAUGGCCUGCAAUACGACAGCCAAGGCAAUCCUUCCAGUCUUUUAAUGAAAACUCUACCUGAUAAGCAAACUUUUAUGCACUCUCUAGAGUGUCUCAACAAACAAAGACCUUCCAGUUUAAAUGAGAAAAUUGCUGACUUUAGUGGCUUCCGCUUGGCCUAUGAUUCAUAUUUUCAACGUCAAGAUGUAACCAAGUUUCGCGAUGAACCCUAUUUAUCCAAUAAGCAACUGUUUUUCAUUAAAUUUGCUCAAUUCUUUUGUGCUGUCAAUCCCAAGCGUAUUUACUAUGAUGACACCCAUGAUACACCGUUUAUAAGAGUUCCCCAAGUGGUCAACAAUCAUCCAGAGUUUGAUGAGGUCUUUGGCUGUAGGCGAAAAGUGGGCAAGGUUUUGCUGGAGAAGUGUAAUUUGUGGUAGUUUAGCAAGCUUUAUUAGAAAUUUAGUACAAAUUGUGUUUAAGUAAUAUUAAUAGCGUAAUGUAAUGUAUUUAAUGUAAG
Calliphora vicina (urban bluebottle blowfly) is the source of this 2022-nucleotide messenger RNA. RefSeq names its product neprilysin-4-like. Gene Ontology annotation, biological process: proteolysis. Gene Ontology annotation, molecular function: metalloendopeptidase activity. The record is from RefSeq and is a predicted model, not a curated record. The coding region runs from base 11 to 1942 and encodes 643 amino acids. Gene Ontology annotation, cellular component: plasma membrane. NCBI's taxonomy places the organism in Eukaryota, Metazoa, Arthropoda, Insecta, Diptera, Calliphoridae. The transcript has a single exon.